CACAGUGAGCCACAGUACAGAUACCUGGUGGAUCUGUAUCGCUGCAGGAGAAACAGAAAUGUUUGCAGACAAGCGACGGCUGCUGCUGUUGCGAGCUCGAGCUGAACUGAGCAUCUGUGCCUUUAAAGACUUGUAAGUUGCGCCUCUUAUCACAGUCAACUUCACACAACGAGUAGAGUAGUAGAGAGACCUUAAACCAGAGAGGCACUGGCUCACCUUCACAGCGAGACCCAUGGAAUAAUCACUAUGGAAUACCACUGGAUACUGCUGGCUGUGUUUUUACACUUAACCUUCCAUCCAGGCAACACCAGGCCCACCGUCUCCCCCGUCGGACCCCACCUUGUCGUCCCGCUCGCCACGCCCUUCGAGCUGCGUUGCCAGGGCGAGAAGGAGAUGCAGUGGCAGCGGGAGGACCGGCUGAAGGUGCGGGGAGAGAAAAAGGUCACCGGGAUGUCCACGCUGCACAUCUCCAGGGCUCAGCCCGUCCACAUGGGCCGCUACAUCUGCCUGGAGGAGAGCACCAGGGAGAAAACUUCCAUCUACGUCUUCGUGAAAGAUCCUGACAAUCCUUUCAGAAAAUCAAUGGUGUUCAGCAUUCUCACUCGUGUGGGAGACAAUGCUUCCAUCUCCUGCCUGGCAACCGAUCCAAGUCUGGACAACCUGCGCCUGGAAACGUGCUCCGGUAGAGCGCUGGCCUCUGGUCUCCAGUAUACUGCGAGCCUGGAGCAAGGCAUCGUCAUCCACAACACACAAAAGGCCUACGAAGGUUGCUAUGUGUGCUCGGGAAGACUCAGUGGAGACAGCGUCCGAUCACAUGACUACUCCCUGACAGUAAAACCAGUCGCGGUUGCUCCUCCCGUGAUCGAGAUGCAGGCGACCAAACGAGUGAUUCUCACCCGGGACGAGAGUCUCUCCCUCACCUGCAACACCACCAACGUCAACGGAGAAAUCACACUAAAGUGGGUCACCCCGCCCGGCUCGGGUGCCGUCUGGUAUCCACAGCAACCAACAAAGGUUGACACAGCUUCGCGUAUCCUGACGGAGAACUUCACUCACGUGCGCAGCGCCACAUUGCACACCGUGGCGGUCGGACCUCAGGACGUUGGGCGGUACCAGUGUGAAGCUAAGAAUGAGAGAGGGGUCAGCUCGCAGUCAGUGUGGCUCGAUGUUUAUGAAAAAGGAUUCAUCAACGUAAAACCCACAAUCAACGAAACCAUCCAUGUCCGUUCAGGCGAGAAUUUGCCCCUAAACGUUGAGAUGGAGGCUUAUCCGAAGCCGCACACGUUCUCCUGGAGCUUCAUGGGCCACCAGCUGAGGAACACCUCCGACCAUGUCAUCACCACUCACAGCCACGAGUACAAGUACAGCAGCGAGCUGAGGCUGGUGCGACUGAAAAUGUCAGAGAGUGGAGUUUACACCUUUCAGGCCUCCAACGGUGACGCUUCAGUGAACCACACAUUCACCAUCUUUGUGAUCAGUAAACCUGAGAUUGUGUCUCAUGAGGGCCCGGUGGACGGACAGGUGCGCUGUGUGGCGGAGGGCUUCCCUGCUCCGCAGAUCACCUGGUACUACUGCGAGCAGCCCUACUCCAGGUGCUCCCAGCAGGUGAACGCCACCCAGGAGGAGCACAAUGUCAUCACCGUCACGCUGUUCAGCCCCAUGUUCGGGAAGACGGAGGUGGAGAGUCGGGUGAACGUGAGCCGGGGGCGGUUCAGCACUCUGGAGUGUGUGGCCACGGUGGAGGGAGAGCAGGCCUACACGCUGUUUUCUAUCAGCGAGAGGACUGUUCCCCAUGAUCUGUUCACCCCUCUGCUGAUUGGCUCCGUAUCAGCAGCAGGCAUCCUCUGUCUCGUCCUCAUCAUGCUCUUCUACAAGUACAUGCAGAAACCCAAAUACCAGAUUCAGUGGAAAGUUAUCGAAGGCAUCCAUGGAAACAACUAUGUGUACAUUGACCCCACCCAGCUACCGUACGAUCACGAGUGGGAGUUCCCUCGAAACAACUUGCGUUUUGGGAAGACACUGGGAUCUGGUGCAUUUGGGAAAGUGGUGGAAGCCACCGCGUAUGGCCUCUCUGAAGCAGAUUCGGUCAUGACGGUGGCUGUGAAAAUGCUCAAAUCGAGCGCUCAUGCCACGGAGAAAGAGGCACUGAUGUCGGAGCUGAAAGUCCUCAGUUACCUGGGAAACCACAUGAAUAUCGUCAACCUGCUGGGAGCGUGCACUGUUGGAGGCCCGACACUGGUGAUAACAGAGUACUGCUGCUUCGGAGACCUCCUUAACUUUCUACGCAGGAAGAGGGAAUCCUUCAUCUGCUAUAAGCUGGAGGAAGACUGCUACUACCGCAACGUCAUGCCGCAGAGAGACGCAGCUGGUGACAGCUUUAACGGCUACAUGACCAUGAGGCCUUCUGCUGCUGGCAACCCGCCGUUCGGCUCGUCCUCCGAGAAGAGACGCUCACUACGCAAAGGUGGCUCCUCUGAAGCAGACGCAGAGAGCGAGAAGUUUGACGAGGACGGUCUGUCUCUGGACACCGAAGACCUCCUCAGCUUCUCGCACCAAGUGGCCAAAGGCAUGGAGUUUUUGGCCGCCAAAAAUUGUAUCCACAGAGACCUGGCUGCCAGAAAUAUCCUCCUGACUCAAGGAAGAGUAGCAAAGAUCUGUGACUUUGGCCUGGCCCGAGACAUCAACACGGACUCCAACUACGUGGUCAAAGGCAACGCUCGUCUGCCGGUGAAGUGGAUGUCUCCAGAAAGUAUCUUCGAGUGCGUGUAUACAUUUGAGAGUGACGUGUGGUCAUAUGGCAUCUUGCUUUGGGAAAUCUUCUCGCUAGGAAACAGUCCUUAUCCCGGCAUGCCUGUGGACGCCAAGUUCUACAAACUGAUAAAAGAAGGAAACAGAAUGGAUGCUCCAGAGUUUGCACCCAGCGAAAUGUAUCAGAUUAUGAGAUCCUGCUGGGACGCUGACCCCUUCAACAGACCCCCCUUCAGGAAAGUCGUGGAAAGGAUCGAACAGCAGCUGUCAGAUGCCACGAAGCACAUUUAUCUGAACUUCAGCUGCAGGCCUCCUGUGACGCCCAGAGCCAGGGAGGAGCCCAGUCCUCGGAGCGCCGCGCUUCACCGUCUGAACUCAGCCGGCACCAGCAGCGCUCCGACUCUGACCCAGCCCUUACUGGUCCAGCACGAGGUCUUCCUGGAGGGGACGACCCUCAGAGCCCACCGGGUGUAAGGACCCACCCAACCUGUCUGGCUGCCUCAUAAAGUGCCUGUAAUGUUCCGCCACAAACCACCCAACCACUACACCCGCCCGCCUUCCCGGUACCGGCAGCAUUUGUUGUCGCGUGUUGCAGACGAAUGGUAAUCGCCAUCUAUUACCAGAAACAACAAAGGACGAAUGGCUCUUAUCAUUAUCUCUUCUAUUGCCUGCUGAUUACAGGGAGGACAGUUGGACUAAUGCUCCCCUGCUCAAAAACAAAGAACUGUUCAGGCACCGGGAAGGUGGAGGGACUUCAACCGUUACUCUAACACUGUCAUUCAGUACAUUAUGACAAUGUUUUGUUAUUUUUCAGUUACAUUUUUUUUUCUUCCAUUUCAUAAAGGUCGUUUUGUUUCUUUCUAUCCAUUGGAGAUUUUUUCUUUUUACAUUUUGUGUUUUGUUAUUCUUUGUUGUUUUUCUGAUAUUUAUGUAGCGUUUUUAUUUUUUGGUUGGCUGUUGCAAUUGUUGGAGAAAAAGCACUUGAGGCACUUGAACUUCACAUCAUUACAUUCACCACAUAAUGCAGCUUUUUUUACUCUUUUAUUGUCAGUAUUAUUUCCAACUGUUCAGAUCUAUGUUGAUAUGAAGGAGAUACUUUUCGGGGGCCAAUUUAAAUAUAGAUAUCGAGACACUGGUAUAUAAGCUAUUAGACGGCAUGGUCGGCCAUGCUUUAGAGUCCAUAAGUGCUUCAAGUCGAUUAGGAAAUACAUUUCUGCUCUUUUUUAUGUUGGACGUUGCUACCUAGAGAGCAGCUAACUGGAUCUGUUAACACAUUACAUAGAUCAGCCCACGGUUACUUCACACACACAGUUGUCUUCAGAGAUAUGGUAUAGCAGCUCAGUCACACAGCAGUUUGUGAAAUAGUCACAAAAUUUGAUGUAUUGAUUUGUGUACAUAGACACGAAUUUCACAUUUCUUUCGUGAUGGUCAGCACAAAAUGAAUUUGCAUGUAAUCCACGUAA
Sebastes umbrosus (honeycomb rockfish) is the source of this 4211-nucleotide messenger RNA. It is a transcript of the gene kita, whose product is annotated as KIT proto-oncogene, receptor tyrosine kinase a. Gene Ontology annotation, cellular component: signaling receptor complex. Gene Ontology annotation, biological process: B cell differentiation; protein phosphorylation; Kit signaling pathway. The record is from RefSeq and is a predicted model, not a curated record. The transcript has 21 exons. Lineage: Eukaryota; Metazoa; Chordata; Actinopteri; Perciformes; Sebastidae. Gene Ontology annotation, molecular function: cytokine binding; transmembrane receptor protein tyrosine kinase activity; ATP binding. The coding region runs from base 247 to 3222 and encodes 991 amino acids.